Camellia sinensis is the source of this 1484-nucleotide messenger RNA. Its product is annotated as plasmodesmata-located protein 2. Gene Ontology annotation, biological process: plasmodesmata-mediated intercellular transport; transport of virus in multicellular host. The record is from RefSeq and is a predicted model, not a curated record. Lineage: Eukaryota; Viridiplantae; Streptophyta; Magnoliopsida; Ericales; Theaceae. Gene Ontology annotation, cellular component: plasmodesma.
AAAAUGUUUCAACAACUUAGAAAAAAGAAAAGAAGAAACUAUUUUACUACUGUAUUACACUGUACACCACCACUCUGAGCUCUUCCCACUUGUAGACAAAAAAAUAAAAUACCUCUCUCUCUCUGCACAAAACCCCCUUUUUUGAUUUAAAGAUCCAAAAAGAAAAGAGGUAACACCAAAUCAAAGUAUCAAACACAAAACCCUUCAAUCUUUCCUAAUUUUUUCCAAAACCCAUCUCUCAAAAUCCCUCCAAAACCCUAAAAAUCUAUCAAAAACCAACCAUGAUUUGAUAUCCAUAUCCUUAUCUCAAAAUCCCCACAAAUCUAUCAAUGGGUGUAUUACCCACAAAACCCUUUUGCCUCCUCUCUCUUUUCCUAAUCUUCCAUGUCAAUCUUGAUCUCAUCCCACUGUCUGAAUCUGCAUCUGAUUACUCAACCUUGGUCUACAAGGGCUGUGCAAAGCAAGAACUAUCAGAUCCAACUGGGGUUUACUCACAAGCAAUCUCAACACUUUAUGGGUCUCUGAUUUCACAGUCCUCCAAUGCCAAGUUUUUCAAAACCACCACUGGUAGUGGCCAAACAACCAUCACUGGUCUCUUCCAAUGCAGAGGAGACCUCUCAAAUGUUGAUUGCUACAACUGUGUGAGCCAACUUCCAAUCCUCAUUGACAAGCUAUGUACUGGCCAGCCCAUUGCAGCUAGAAUCCAACUCAUGGGUUGUUACAUGCUCUAUGAGAUUGCUGGUUUUACACAAGUCUCUGGUAUGGAAAUGCUUUAUAAGACUUGUAGUGGGCAAAACAAGCAAGGGAGUGGAUUUGAAGAGAAGAGAGACACUGCUUUGUCUGCUUUGGAAAAUGGGAUUGGGAGUAGUGGAAAUGGGGGUUUCUACACAACUAGCUAUGACUCUGUGUAUGUGUGGGGACAGUGUGAGGGUGAUUUGGGAAGUGCUGAUUGUGGGGAUUGUGUGAGGAGUGCUGUUCAGAGAUCUCAGGUUGAAUGUGGAAGCUCUGUUUCAGGACAAGUGUAUCUUGACAAGUGUUUUAUUAGCUAUAGUUAUGGCUCCUCUGGUAGAUCAUCUUCAUCUUCAUCAUCUUCAUCAUCAUCAUCAUCAUCAUCAUCAUCAUCAUCUUCUUCUUCUGCUUCUUCGGAGUCUGAUACUUCAUCUUCUCCAUCAGGGUCCUCAGGGAAAAACACAACAAAGACAGUGGCUAUUAUAUUAGGAGGUGCAGUUGGAGUGGGGCUUCUUGUUAUUUGUUUGAUGUUUGCUAAAAAUUCAAUGCAAAAACAUGAUGAUUUUUGAAAGGAGAAGAUGGGGUUAAAGAGCCAAAGUUCUUUUUGAGGUGGAUUCUUUCUUCUUUCUUUUCCCUUUUUUUUUCAUAUAUGAGGGCGGUUUUUGUGGUGGAGGGGGGAAGGAGGGAGGGUUGUUGUGUAAUUUUUUUGUAAUAGGUCAGAAAUUGUAGACACAGAAAAAAAAAAAAAAAAAAAA